AUGGCUUCAAUUCGGACAGCUGUCCCUUUCUCACCUGCUUCAUUCUGUGUUAAUAGGAUGAACCAUCACCUUGAAAGUAGUGAUUACCAGAAGCUCUUCUGUAGGAAGAUGGACUCUGCUGAGCUCCAAACUCCACUUCUACAUGGUCUUCCGGAUGAGAUUGCUCUUCUUUGCCUGGCAAGGGUUCCUCGGCAGUAUCACAAUGCUCUCAGGUGUGUCUCAAGGGGAUGGAAGGCCUUGUUAAGCAGUGAAGAGUGGCACUCUUACCGCAAGCGGAACAAUUUGGCCGAGUCCUGGAUAUAUGUGAUCUGUAGGGGCACAGGCUUCAAAUGCUAUGUUCUUGUUCCUGACCCUACGACCCGGUCCUUGAAAGUCAUCCAAGUCAUGGAACCUCCAUGCUCAGGGCGGGAAGGCGUUUCCAUAGAGACCUUGGACAGGAGGUUAUUUCUCAUGGGUGGUUGUAGUUGGCUAAAGGAUGCUAAUGAUGAAGUGUACUGUUACGACGCUGCUUCAAAUCAUUGGAGCAAAGCACCACCAAUGCCUACUGCUAGGUGCUUCUUUGUAUCUGCAGCUCUGAAUGACAAGAUUUAUGUUACUGGAGGACUCGGACUGACCGACAAGUCACCUAAUUCUUGGGACAUCUACGACAAAGCCACAGACUCCUGGUUCUCGCACAAGAACCCGAUGCUCACUCCGGACAUUGUCAAAUUCGUGGCGCUGGAUGAUGAGCUGGUGACCAUCCACAAGGCGUCCUGGAACAGAAUGUACUUUGCGGGUAUAUAUGACCCGGUCGACCAGUCCUGGAGGGGCAAGGAGAAUGAGAUUGCCUUGCGCUGGUCCGGCCCGACGGUCGUCGUUGACAGGAUGCUCUACAUGCUCGACCAGUCCCUCGGCACCAAGCUGAUGAUGUGGCUGAACGAGACUAAGGAGUGGGUGAUGGUCGGUAGGCUGUCGGACAAGCUCACCCGUCCGCCCUGCAAGCUUGUGGCCAUCGGCAGGAAGAUCUAUGUGAUUGGCAAGGGGCUGAGCACGGUGACCAUUGACAUGGACAUGGCGGCCAGGGUGGACGGGUUCCUGGUCUCGUCGUCAACCGGGCCGCUGAUGGAGCACGACUUCUCCCCGGAGAAGUGCAGCGUCAUCACCAUCUGA
Triticum turgidum subsp. durum (durum wheat) is the source of this 1149-nucleotide messenger RNA. NCBI's taxonomy places the organism in Eukaryota, Viridiplantae, Streptophyta, Magnoliopsida, Poales, Poaceae. The record is from the annotation of a GenBank genome assembly.